This is a messenger RNA of Anisakis simplex (herring worm), 252 nucleotides long. The record is from the annotation of a GenBank genome assembly. NCBI's taxonomy places the organism in Eukaryota, Metazoa, Nematoda, Chromadorea, Rhabditida, Anisakidae.
AUGGGGAAACGCAAGUCGAAGAGAAAGCCACCACCAAAGGUCAAACCAAUUAUGCCACUUGAAACGCAAUUCAACUGUCCUUUUUGCAAUCACGAACGUGUUUGUGAAGUUAAAAUGGAUCGAGAACGGAAUGUUGGUUUCAUAUCGUGUCGUGUGUGUCUGGAGGACUUCCAGACCAAUAUCAACUACCUUUCUGAGCCAAUCGAUGUGUACUCAGACUGGAUCGAUGCGUGUGAACAAGCGAACCAGUGA